UGACCUCCCUGUGUUUUGGUUGUGAAAGAGAGCCAUUUUCCGAUCGGGUUUUUUUUUUUCUUAAUCAUUUGGAUUUAGCUUCAGCUUUUCAGAAACACAGCGGGUUUGCAAGAUAAGGUUCCGACCAUCCUGGUGGUGUUGGGACGAUCGGACUACACCGGCCGGAUUCGCUCGGACACGUUCGGCCUAUCCCGGCUCUGGACGAAAAAAUGGAUGAGUCUGAAUCGGCAACGAAGGGACUCGGCUUGGAGGAGGCGUCCGAUUCAGCUGCUGUUGUGCCGGGGGAGGGGGAGGACUCGGAUACCGAGUCGGAGGCCGAAGUUACAACGGUGACGGUAAUGGGGGAACCGGAGCACAUCGACAUUGCAACCGAGUCCAUGCCGAACCCAGACGAAACUGCAUUCGCAGAAGUGACUACAGUGACUGUCGCAAAUGUGCCAGGGACUGAAGACAGUGUAUUUACAACGUCUGUCGCCAAUGCUGCAUCCAUUUCAGAACAUGUCCUUACUGGAAGAACCACCCUUCAGAUCGGAGACAGCUUGAACACCCAGAAGGCGACUCUGAUUGUGGUGCACACAGAUGGCAGCAUUGUGGACACUACAGGGCUAAAGGGGCAUGACACACCAAUUACCCCAGGUCCACAGAGGUCGUCAACUCCAUUAACUCCUGGUCCAGACAAAGAUGGAACCAAGUACAACUGGGACCCUUCUGUGUAUGAUAAUGAACUGCCUAUCCGCUGCAGAAACACCAGUGGGAUGCUGUAUAAAAACAGACUUGGCUCUGGUGGGAAAGGACGAUGUAUUAAGCAUGGCUGUAACUGGUACACCCCCACCGAGUUUGAAGGCAUGUCAGGGCGAGCCAGUAGCAAGGACUGGAAAAGGAGCAUCCGAUAUGCUGGGAGACCAGUACAGUGUCUGAUCCAGGAAGGCAUCCUAAACCCCCAUGCUGCCUCCUGUACAUGCGCAGCCUGCUGUGAUGACCUGUCAUUGUGCCACAAAAAUGGGGACGGGGCAUCUGUCAGAGGGGAGAACAUACAUCUGACUGGCCCGGUAAGGCUUUUCGUGCCCUAUAAAAGACGCAAGAAGGAUAACGAACAGCCCACUACGCCAGAGAAGAAGGGCUCUCAGUCACCCAAAAACAUCACACUGCUACCUGCCACAGGCGGGACAACCUUUACAGUAUCACCAUCUGGGCAAAUCACUACCUCCGGCACCUUGACCUUCAAUCGUUCGUCGACGGGUGAAACCACUACCAUCCUUUCUGAGAGUCCAGCACAGACGGGUGUUUUCACUGGAACAACUGUGCUGACAUCUCUUCCGGCUCUGGCAGUGAAUCCUUCUAUUCCAACCAAGGUAGUGUCACCCAGCUUAGUGAAUGGGCUGGAAGUGACUGAGCAGAGAAACUGGCUGUAUCUGGAAGAGAUGGCCAACACCCUGAUCAACACGGCCCAGCAGCUCAAGACUCUCAUUGAACAAGCCAAGCAAUCCAGCCUGGCGUCCCGGGAGGCUGCUCUCAUGCAGGCCAAGUGCGAUUCAGAAAGGAAAGAUCCCUACCAGAAUCAAAUCUCAUUUCAACACACAGAAGAUGCAGAUGGGAAAACGGAAAUCAUUAUUAAGCAAAUGUGUGUUAACUGUGGUCGAGAAGCAAUGAACGAGUGUACCGGCUGCCACAAGGUCAAUUACUGCUCAACUUUUUGCCAGCGCAAGGACUGGAAGGAUCACCAGCAUAUUUGCUGCCAGCAUACAACAACAGCAACAACAACAGUGGCUGUCCAGGGAGAAGAGGUUCACUUAGCAGAAAUGGACAUUGAGAAAGUCAAAGUCUAAAAGGCAACUUGUUGAGCCCUUGAACAAAAGAAAUGGGGACUGCCUGAUUUCAAACAUUGUGGAGCUCCCUGCUCCACUGCUCAGCAUGCAUCGGAGGCUUUUUCUCUCUCUGGAUUUAUUGCACAUUAUGUUUUAUGUGCUUUUUUAAAUUUAUUUAUUAGUUUUUUUUUAAACUUUUGUAUUUUCUUUUUUUUUUGUUUUAAUAUUAUUUGGAGCAUUGUAUGUAUUUUGUGUUUAAUUUUGACAACAUUUAAAAAAUAAUUGAACCUGUUGAAAUCUUUAAAAAGCAUAAAGUGUUUAAGAUAAGUUUGCAA
This is a messenger RNA of Acipenser ruthenus (sterlet), 2140 nucleotides long. RefSeq names its product deformed epidermal autoregulatory factor 1 homolog. Gene Ontology annotation, molecular function: DNA-binding transcription activator activity, RNA polymerase II-specific; RNA polymerase II cis-regulatory region sequence-specific DNA binding. The record is from RefSeq and is a predicted model, not a curated record. Gene Ontology annotation, biological process: positive regulation of transcription by RNA polymerase II. The transcript has 13 exons. Gene Ontology annotation, cellular component: nucleus. The coding region runs from base 210 to 1826 and encodes 538 amino acids. Lineage: Eukaryota; Metazoa; Chordata; Actinopteri; Acipenseriformes; Acipenseridae.